CAGUAUCUGCAUUAUAGCUCCUAUCUAUUCUUAGGUGACACUUCAGCAGGACUGACCAGUGACCUUUGGGGUUCCUGGCGUAUAAGAGAUAAAAAAUGGCUUAUAGUGUGACUCUCAAUGGACCUGGACCAUGGGGGUUCCGCCUGCAAGGGGGGAAGGACUUCAACAUGCCUUUGACCAUCUCCAGGAUUACACCUGGCAGUAAAGCAGCUCAGUCCCAGAUGAACCAAGGAGACAUGGUGGUAGCCAUUGAUGGCGCCAACACAGAUGGCAUGACCCACCUGGAAGCCCAGAAUAAGAUCAAAUUAGCAAGCUACAACCUGUCUCUUACUCUACAAAAAUCAAAGCGCCCGAUUCCAAUUCCAACAACCAGCCCGAGAAUUGACUCUCCCAUGCCCGUGAUCCCGCAUCAAAAGGUCAUAGCCAACACUGUUGCCAACACGGAGUACGUGGAGCGUUUCAAUCCCAAUGUCCUGAAGGAUUCUGCUCUAUCGACGCACAAACCCAUUGAGGUGAAAGGGCCGGGUGGCAAGGCCACCAUCAUUCAUGCCCAGUAUAACACCCCGAUCAGCAUGUAUUCUCAAGAUGCUAUCAUGGAUGCCAUUGCAGGCCAGGCCCAGGCCCAGGGAGGUGAACUUGCGGGUGAAUCUCCGUUGGCUAGCCUCCCUGUUAAAGACCCUCAUGUAGACAGCGCCUCUCCAGUAUAUCAGGCAGUACUUAAAACGCAAAACAAACCAGAGGAUGAGCUUGACGAUUGGAGUCGCCGUUCUUCCCACCUGCAGUCCAGGUCCUUCCGCAUCCUGGCUCAGAUGACAGGAACUGAGUACAUGCAAGAUCCAGACGAAGAUGCCCUGAGGAGAUCAAGAGGUCCAGGCCAAUCUUACGCGGCCGCACCGGCUUCCCAUGGCCCAGCUCCUUACCCAGGAUACAGUGAAGCCCCAGCGCCUGCGGUGAAACCCAGAAUGGUCACCACUGCCAGCAUCAGGCCCUCUGUCUAUCAGCCAGCACCAGCUCCAGCUCCAGCACCGGCUCCAGCACCAGCGGUGGCCUCAACUCAUUCAUACACUCCAAGCAACACCGAGCCUUCAAGUCGUCCUCCCUGGAUAACAGACGACUCGUUCUCUCAAAAAUUUGCUCCUGGAAAAUCGACGACGACUGUCACCAAGCAUAUCUUGCCCCGGGGUGCUCCGGUGCCACCGCCACCAGCCUCUGCUCCGUCUUACCCACCUCCUUCGAUUCCGGCCUCCGCUCAGGCUCCUGCUGUAGCCCGUGGAACAAUCCAAAGGGCUGAACGCUUCCCAGCCAGCAGCCGGACUCCGCUCUGUGGACACUGUAAUAGCGUCAUCAGGGGCCCUUUCCUGGUAGCCAUGGGGCGAUCCUGGCAUCCAGAGGAAUUCUACUGUGCUCAUUGCAAGGCCUCCCUGGCUGACGUCGGCUUCGUCGAGGAGCAGAACAGCGUGUACUGUGAGCGCUGCUAUGAGCAGUUCUUUGCCCCGACCUGUGCCAGAUGCCAUGCCAAGAUCAUGGGAGAAGUGAUGCACGCCCUUCGGCAGACUUGGCACACCACCUGCUUUGUCUGCGCCGCCUGCAGAAAGCCCUUUGGGAACAGCCUCUUCCACAUGGAGGAUGGGGAGCCCUACUGCGAGAAAGACUAUGUUGCUUUGUUCAGCACGAAAUGUCACGGCUGCGACUUCCCUGUUGAAGCAGGAGAUAAGUUCAUCGAAGCCCUUGGACACACUUGGCAUGACACCUGCUUCAUUUGUGCUGUGUGCCAUGUGAAUCUGGAAGGUCAGCCAUUUUAUUCCAAGAAGGAUAAACCUCUGUGCAAGAAGCACGCCCAUGCCAUCAAUGUCUAAAGGAAGAGCUGGCAGGGAAAGGAAAAGAUGAGGGUUGAUGAAAUAGAAAUAACAACUAUGGAUUUCUCAUUGUGGGGAGGAGGGCCGGGGACACAGUGAACAAGGAACAGCUCUGACGCUGGAUUCCAUGGCUUUUAUAUUUGCAGAUCUUAUUCUUGCAUAGUUUGUACAAAAACAAAUACGAAUGACGGUUCAACGCUUGAUAGUGAAAUACUGCUGCAAAAGUUUGAACAAAUUGAACAAGAAUAAUGUCAUUUUAAAAGCUGCUAAAUGCAACUUAAAGUAUUGAGUAUCUUCUAGCAUAUCUACCCGGGCAGACUUAAGGCUACUAUAAUUUACUAGGGAUAAAAAAGAAAAAAUGCAAAUCAACUUUAGUAUUACCAAAUAAUACAAAGUGCCAAAACAGAUGGGAAUUGGAUGACUUGUACUGUAGUAGCCAAUAGCAAUAGGUGGGUUAAAUAUUUAUCACAAGAGAAAUGUAUUAUUCCACUGGCUUUCUGAACAUGACAUUUAUAGACCUUAGAAUAACUUUUAUAGACCUCACAGAAUGAAGUAAAAGCACCCCACUCUCUUUUUCUUAAGCCCUGCUCACGUUACAGGGAUGCGCAUACAGUCCACGUACAGUAUAGCCUUUUUAUACACAUGCUCUGAGUAAUUCUCAUGCUCCCAAUCAAUGCGUGUGCUGCUGAACAUGUGAUCUCAAUCACACAUUUAUCCAAGUAUUGGCCCCCGAUUUCAACUGCCGAGUGAAUGUGCACAGGCUCUUUCUUACCCACAGAUGCAUGCAUGUGCACAUGGGAAACGUGUGUACACUGUGACAUGAAUCAGGCUUCAGUCAACGCUUGAACUGAAAUGCAAUUCACUCUGGCACACAGCAGUGCCUCCCUACAGGGUGGACCCAAGUGACCUUUUGAAGUGUAUGUAUGAAGAAAUCCCAUAGGUGUAGGCACGGAUACAGAACCUUCCUAGACAGAGGCUGCCCUCCCUCCCAACGGGGCAAUGUUUGUGUGAGAAAGAACCCUGUCGCUGGCCUCACACAUGGAUGCUUGGUAUUCUCACAGUGCAAUUCUGAACCAAGUUCCAUCAACUUCAAUAAACUUAGAAGGGCCUAACUCUGUUUAGGAUUGCACUGUCAUUGGAGCCAUUGGAUGUGUCUUGUCCGAGCCUUAAUGGAAGGGAAUGAGGGGUAAAUGGAAGGUAGAUGGAAGGGAUGGAAGGGGUAAGUGUGGCAUUGUGUGCAUACAUCUUGAAUGGAAGUGAUUUCUAAUGGUGCCAUUCCGCACUGGCUGUGUGUGUGUGAAUACGGCAAUCACAUGGGAAGGGCUGAUUGCCCAACACUUUCUAUCAGAAUAGAGAGUAGAUCACGUGAGAAAUACUCAGGUGCUCAGCAUUACCCACGAGAUUGUAAUGUUCACAUAUAUACGACAACUCCCUGGGGUGAAACAAUGGGCAAGUGCCUACCACUCGCUUUGGAAGUAGGCAAGGGACCCGUUUUGUUGGAGUGGUCGGUUGAAGGAGAGACAGGAAAACUUAAGUUGGGUUAUACUAAUCCCUACUGAGAAUACAGAUAAGAAAAAGUGCAUCGCAUCUAAGGGUUGUAGGGAAUUAGCUUAUUCAGAGUGUAUGAAGAAAGUCAGUAUCCCCCCAGUUGGAGUUCAUUAUGAACAUAGCAAGCGAAGCCAUAUCAAGCAAGGAAAGAGGUGGAGAUGGAAAUGAUACAUUUUUUCUCUCUAUAAAGUUGAUUUAUUGUUAUCUGUUUUUCAUUAUAUGGGUAGAAGAACUAUCUCAUCCAAUAUCAGUUUAAAAUGAAGAUGGGACAUGGGUGAGAGACGGGAUUCUACUAUUCUUUCUAUGCCUUUGAAAAUGGGGCGCUGUUCUUCUGCAAAAAUGGAUACCAUUCACAGGAAAGCUUUAUAGGCAUUCCCAGGCGUUCUAACUCUGAUUAGAUUAUCUAAAUAGGACCUCUCUGGAGUGACUGUGUUUGCGGCUAUGAGGGGGAAAAGCCUUUGGAAUUUAAAGUAGUAUUCGUGGAAUAGCUUUUUCUUGUUUUAAACAAAUCUUACUCAGCAUCAGAAGAAUUACAUAUGGAGGCCUUUGCAGCAACAAAUAUUUAUACUGAUCAUAGCUUUGCAUAUCUAACUUUUACACUUUAGUAUCAGGUAGCAGCUAGUGGUUCAUAUCUACUCAGAAGAGAAUCCUAAAGCAUGCUUUAAGCAUGGAAGGAUCUACCGUCUAUCAGUGGCUUAUCUGAGUAAACAAAAUGAUCCUAGUCUUGGAUUCUGUGGUCAACCUUCACUAACAGAAGGCAUUUCCAUCUGUGGAAUGGGACUUCCUCUCCCACUGCAGCCAGAAGUGCCCCCCCGCACUGUUCCUGGGAGUUGGGGCCCCAGGAAGAGCAGGACGGGGGAACUGGCAAGAAGGUUCUAUUAGUAUAAAUACACUGUGGAUCCAAACCGGUAUUCUGAAGCGGUUUACAUUUAAGUAGUACUUUGCAAUGAGCAGCUGCGGUAUCGAUGUAUCUAAUUUAUUAUUUAUAGCAAUGUUUCGUAUUAUCACCCCCAUUGCAUUGACCAUUCAUUAAAACAUUUCAUAGUCUGAUUUUAGGAAUGGUUACUGUAUGAACUUUAUUUAACAAUGCCACAGCAAAAUAAACUUAAUAGAAACUGUCUUCUCCCCAUAAAAACACUAUGCCUUAUUUUACAAAAUGCACUAGGGGCUCAAUGCAGCUAAAAUUGAAGUUUAAAUACCCAUUACGAUUUAUAGGAGAGAGUUAAGCAAAUGCUUUAUUUAUUAUCUAGCUGAAAUUAAUUGGAUUUGAAAGUGUUGCAAUUUUAAAGUUUGAAAAAAAUAGGGCAAGAUUAAAACAGAGAUUGGAGAGCAUGCCACAAUAUUAACGUUAACAUUUGCUCAUUUUACUUAAACUUAAAUAUUUAAGUACCUCCAAUAUAUGCAAGGACAGCACUUUAAUUCUUAUUAUCUUGGCAGUUUUAACGAGGGCUGCUCAACAAGGUGAUGAAUUCUUCU
Molecule: messenger RNA, 4880 nt
Organism: Eublepharis macularius
Lineage: Eukaryota; Metazoa; Chordata; Lepidosauria; Squamata; Eublepharidae
Gene: LDB3
Product: LIM domain binding 3
Exons: 15
Coding region: 96-1856 (586 amino acids)
Biological process (GO): muscle structure development; heart development; actin cytoskeleton organization
Cellular component (GO): filamentous actin; stress fiber; Z disc
Molecular function (GO): muscle alpha-actinin binding; actin binding
Source: RefSeq, a predicted model, not a curated record